Messenger RNA from Prunus persica (peach), 1442 nucleotides. Its product is annotated as transmembrane protein 53. The transcript is spliced from 4 exons. The coding region runs from base 121 to 1335 and encodes 404 amino acids. Lineage: Eukaryota; Viridiplantae; Streptophyta; Magnoliopsida; Rosales; Rosaceae. The record is from RefSeq and is a predicted model, not a curated record.
GUACAAUAUACCGCCAUUUUGAGUCAACGGCGUCGUUUCUCGAUACUCUACAGGUGAUCGCGAUCGUUUUAUUACCCAACUGCAAACCGGUUUUCAAAAUCCGAUUCAUAGACUUGCGCCAUGGAAACUCCAGUGAGAAUUCUCAGUCUAAAUCGCCAGCUUUUCGCCAAAAUGACGCCGUCCGCUCUUACGUUCUCUCCCAAACUUCUCCGACCCCCAAAUCCCUUACUUCCAUUUCACACUGCCGCUCGAAACGGCGUCGUCAAAAGAGCCCCCUUUUCUCUUUCUCUCGCACAGCCACAGUCCUCGUUCAACUUCUCCACCCAUACAAACCCCUUUCAAUCCCUCCUCUUCUCUCUCUCUUCCCAAUUCCCGAUCAACAACUUCAACCACUCGCUCUCGCACUCACACGACGGCGUUUUCACAUGGAACCGAGCUUUCCAGAGUGGCAUUGAUGGAAAUGUGGGUUCUUUCGGAACCCAAAAGCGUGAAGUAACCGUCGUCUUGCUGGGUUGGCUUGGGGCCAAGACCAAGCACCUGAAGAAGUACGUGGAGUGGUAUAACUCCAGAGGCAUUCACGCCGUGACCUUCGUUGUUGAUGCGAGGGAGGUGCUCUGGUUUGACUUGGGCCACCGGGUCGAAAAACGGGUUUCGGAUUUGGCCCACGAGCUCGUUUCAUGGGUGGAGGAGAGGGUAGAGGAUGGGAGAGAAAGGUGUUUGCUUUUUCACACUUUCAGCAAUACGGGUUGGUUUGUAUAUGGCGCCAUUCUUGAAAUUCUUCAGGGUAGACAAGACCUGAUGGAGAAGAUUAAAGGAUGUAUUGUUGAUUCAGGAGCAGCGGAGCCUUUUAAUCCUAAGGUGUGGGCAGCGGGCUUUUCUGUCGCUAUCUUGAAGAAACGCAGCUCUUUAACAAGCCCCGCGGUUGAGGCUAGAGAACUGAAUAAGUCUGAAGAUGCAGUGAGCUUGUCAAAGAUGCAAGAAGAGAAACCUCUGAUAGUUGAAACCAUGGUUCUGUUGGUAUUAGAGAAGCUGUUCUCAGUUCUUCUAAAGUUGCCUGACGUGGACAAGAGGUUGUCGAAGGUAGUUUCUAUCCUCUCAGAAAACACUCCUUAUUGCCCUCAACUUUACCUGUAUAGUACCGCUGAUGGAGUUGUUCCGCAUCAGUCGAUCGAGUUGUUCAUUGCAGAGCAGAGGAGGAAGGGUAGAAUGGUUAGGUCCUUCAAUUUCGGCUCAUCACCCCAUGUAGACCACUUCAGGACUUUCCCCAACAUCUACUCUUCAAAGCUCGACUGUUUCUUGAAGGAUUGUUUAGCUACCUCUAAGACGACAGCAUAAAAUUCUGCAAAUGCAGAGUGUUGUGCAGGAACUUAUUUGAAGUUAUAAAUCAAUUGAUGAUAACAAUUUACUAAUCUUUAUACGAGUGCCAGAAUUCAUUGGAAACU